Messenger RNA from Drosophila willistoni, 1099 nucleotides. RefSeq lists its product as uncharacterized. NCBI's taxonomy places the organism in Eukaryota, Metazoa, Arthropoda, Insecta, Diptera, Drosophilidae. Gene Ontology annotation, molecular function: sterol binding. The coding region runs from base 1 to 954 and encodes 317 amino acids. Gene Ontology annotation, biological process: intracellular cholesterol transport. The record is from RefSeq and is a predicted model, not a curated record. The transcript has 6 exons.
AUGUUGUUAAUCUAUUUGUUUGUGUCCUUAGUUGGAUUUGCUGCAGUCAAUUCUACUAAAGUUCAACAAUGCAAUGGAAUACCCCUACCUCUGAGUGUCGCAGUAGAGAACUGCGAAGAGCCGCCAUGUACAGUGUAUAAGGGCACCACAACUAUUAUGGAGGUUCUAUUCUUGGGCACCAAGAACGACAUAAAAAGGAUCACAGCAAAAGCCACUGCCAGGGUUUUUGGUAUGAAUAUUCCGUAUCAACUAGCCGAUGAGAUAUCCGAUGUGUGUGCCAAUCUAAUGUACGAAGCCAUUUGUCCCAUAUACAAGGAUGAAGAUGUUACCUACAAAAUGAAUUUCUAUGCAGAUCCUUUAUUUCCUGACAUUACAGCUGAUGUCACGACCAUAUUGUACGAUGAGGAAGAUGAACCAAUAACUUGCUUCAUUUGCAGUUUUAAGGUUCGCAAGCCAAUAACUAUGGCAAAUAUGUCGAACAUCUAUAUUCUUUUCAUUUUUGGUUUAACGUGGACUUUUGCCCAGGCCAAUACACCCAUCAGACAAUGUGCGGACGAGAAUGUGGCCAUGCCAUUAAUGGUACAAAUUAACGAUUGUGAUUCAUCUCCCUGUGAUUUAUUGAAAGAUUCGGAGGCCACCAUAGCCAUUCAAUUUGUAGCCCACCGCAAUAGUAUGCGACAGCUGAGUGCUCAAGUUCAUCUUACCUCAUUGGGUGUCACUAUACCCUACGAUUUGGAGGCUUCACGUGGAAAUGUUUGCUCCAAUCUGCUGCAUGGUGCCUAUUGUCCCUUAGAUGCUGGUGAGGAUGUUACCUAUCAAUUGCUUUUGCCCAUUGCCACAAGUCAACCGGAAGUGCCCACACGUUUGGAAGUUAAACUUGUCGAUGAUCAGGAGGGCAACGUAAUCGCCUGUUUCUUGGCCGAUACACGCAUUAAGAAGCCAAAUUCAAGUUGAAUUCAUAUUGGAUCUAGAAUCUAUAUGGGUUAUAAGCUAUAACAAACAUUGUAUCAAUGUGUUAGGGGCAUUUGUUUUAAUGCCAAUUGACGAUGGCAGCGUUAGUCCGUCUUAUGUAAAUAUUAUUUAGCAUUUAGAAACACUA